AUGGUGACCACCCCGUCGCAACUGGUUUCGCUGCUUCUGGCGACGAUCGCUAUCGGCCGGCUUACACGAGCCACCGGUGUUAACGAAUUUGUGCAAUUGUCGGACUACAUCAAGCUGCCGAAGCUGUUCGUUUACGACGAUUUCGGCGACUGCAAAGACGCAAACCCGGCCGGCUUCGUGUACUGCGUGGUGCAUGCACGAAUUUUGCCCAACAGCUCGUCGGACCUGUGGGCAAACAUCAGUCGCAUUUCUGAUGACUUCCAGCAUUACGACCAUGCCCGACUGGAACGAGGGGUUUGCAUCGAUAGUUGCCGAGCAACACUCCGGACUGCGGGUGCGGAUCCGGAUCCGGAUCGUUCCUAUGCCAGUUUGGCACAAUCCUGCAUUGAAUCGCAAGUGUACCAGCAGUAUGGCUUGCAGAUCGCACCAGACGUUAACGUCUACCAUUGUUACACAGAUAGUAACAUGAAUCCCCCGUUAGAAAUCAUGGAAGCAUUAUUCUGCCUUUUUCUACUGCUACUGGCGGCUCUCGCAGUCUGGUCAACGAUCUACGAUAUGCGGGAAUCCAAACGGCAAGGCCAUCCUGCCAGGUAUUUUCUUCAGCAACUGGAAAGCAAGCGCGAUCGACUGUGGGUUGCAUUUUCCAUCCCUCGAAACAUCUAUCGGCUGAAGGAUCCCGUAGGGGGGAGCAUCCGGCAAGAUUUGCAGUUUCUCGAAGCUUUUCGUUUUAUUCAAAUGAUUCGAGUCAUCAUGCUGCACGUCAUACUGGCACACGUCAAGCUGCCCCAGACGAAUACCUUCUUCAUUGAGGGCAUCCAGCAUCGGCCGGCAACCAUUGUCUACAUAGCCGAGUUUCAAAACUACGUCCAAACCUUUCUGUCCAUAUCGGGCAUGCUGAUGACGAUCAACUUUCUCGAGCACAUACGAAAAAAUCCCGACUUUGACCUUUCACUCGGUUGGCGAAAGAUACGGGCUAGACUGUGCCGGAUCGUGCCGGCCUAUGGAUUCGUGAUUUUCCUGGAGUGUGCGGUCAUGAAACGACUGAUCGAUGGUCCGAUAGGUCAGCACUUUAUCGGGGAAUCCCAGGAGAACUGUCGGCGCUGGUGGUGGGCGAAUUUACUAUUCAUUAACAACUACAUUCAAACGGAUGAACCGUGCAUGAUCCAAUCAUGGUAUCUGGCUGCCGAUAUGCAACUUUUUAUCUAUGGUUUGACGGUGAUGAUGCUUAUUUGGCGAUGGCCCCAGCUAAAGGAGUACAUAUUCAGUGGCGCCCUCCUGUGUGCCGUGGUGUUACCCACUGUGGCGUCUUACGUGUUCAAAGUAACGCCAGUAAUGACGUCGCAUCUCAAAAACGCACAACACUACAGCCGACAGCACGACUAUCAGUAUGACAUUUACUUUCCAUUUCAUCAAAACAUAGGCGUCUACUCUUUCGGAAUGUUGGCUGGGUUUGUAUACUACCACUAUCGAGAUUCCAGAAAGGCACUGUUAAACUCCAGGAUAUAUAAGGGGAUGUUCCAAGCAGCUGUGAUUUUUAACAUUUUAAGCUUGUCAUCCGUGUACUGGGUGAUGGUAUAUCGGAACGAAAUUGCACCUAUUUUGCAGGCGAUUUACUCCACAUUUUUCAAACAAUCGUGGGCCAUUCUGACGACAUUGAUUCAGCUUGCGUUGGCGCUGUUCUCGGUUAACUCACCGAUCAAGAGAUUCUUCAGCCAUCCAUUCUUCGGCGUAAACGGAAAGCUGUCCUACAGUUUCUUUCUGAUCCACUUCACUAUCAUCGAACUGGUGUACGGUGGCGUCAUGGGACCUAUCUAUUCCAACGAACGGGUGGUGGUGACCUACUUGUCGCAGGUUUUCAUGUGGACGAUUCUGAUCGGUGCCGGAAUUACGGUGCUGGUCGAGCUGCCCGCUGCAGCAGCACUGAAUGUGCUCCUGGAGCAGAGGAAAAUAAAGACCGCCAAGGUGCAACAGAUACAGGUUCCUCCUGUAGCGGCGGGCCCACCGAAGCCAUCGGAUUAG
Sabethes cyaneus is the source of this 2019-nucleotide messenger RNA. Its product is annotated as nose resistant to fluoxetine protein 6-like. NCBI's taxonomy places the organism in Eukaryota, Metazoa, Arthropoda, Insecta, Diptera, Culicidae. The record is from RefSeq and is a predicted model, not a curated record. The coding region runs from base 1 to 2019 and encodes 672 amino acids. The transcript is spliced from 6 exons. Gene Ontology annotation, molecular function: acyltransferase activity, transferring groups other than amino-acyl groups.